GAUCGAUCAAGGAAAUCAGAUAUAUUUUACUCAGAUACGGUAAUUCUUGGUUGAAGAGUAAACCAUCAAUCCAACUCCUCAAGCUCCUCAAGAUCGAGAGAAAGACUUGAAGAAACCAUCAAGAUUAAAAACAUCACAUUGGUUGUUAUCAGUGAUAAUCAACUUCAUCCGAUCAACUUUGCUAGAUUGACCAGAAUACUUGAAUUGCCCUCUCGCCUCAACUCUUGUAGCCUGAACCAGCUCUUCACGCCACCCUCGUCAACCAAAUAACUAAUCCGCUGGUCUCAUCUCCAUCUUCUGUAUCAUUCACUGUCUGUAACCACACGGAAAGAGUAAUUUAAAACUAAUAAGCCUACCAUUUCUUUUUAGGUGGUGUUUUAAGUUCCUGAUCCAAAAAGAAAUUUCCCUUCCCCCCUAAUAAUCUCAAUCUUCCCUUAAAUUUAAUUUCCUUUGCCGUCUAUCCAACAGACGUCUAUCUCUCUCUCUCUCUCUCUCUCCACAAUCAUCACUAUUUUCAAUCUAAUCCACCAAUCAAUCAACACAGAUUAACCACUAAAACACUAAACCAACCAACAAGACUCAUCACUCUCAACACUUCACACCAACACCUCUCUCCUUCUCGCUUGUAUCGAUCUUCAAGCCUCAAGCUUUACUUUAUCAAUCAAACUCAUCAUUCAAUAUGCCUACACUCUUCCGAAAGAAACCUCCGGGACCAUCUUCACCUCCUCGACCCAAUCUUACCCCACUUUAUCAUGCCCCUCCAACUACUAUCACUGCGCCCUCUGAUUCUUCAGCUCCUUCCACUACCACUACCACCACCUCGAAACAGCCUACCGGUCUUCCAAGUCCUCCUCGAUCACCGGAUCGUGACUUUCGUGCUCAAAUUCCUACUCCUGCUGAUUCCGUACCUAUCAACUCUCAUGCUACUCUUCAAACUCUUCCAGCUUCAUCUCAAGCCACAGCCACUGUAGCCGCUACACGUAAGACAAGUUCGCGCUACGCGCUUGCCGACUUUGACCUCAUCCGAACGCUCGGUACUGGGUCCUUUGGUCGAGUUCAUUUAUCGAAGAGUCGGCAUAAUGGACGUGGUUAUGCCAUCAAGGUCCUCAAUAAACAAAAAGUCGUUUCACUCAAACAAGUUGAGCAUACCAACUCUGAGAGGGAAAUGCUCGGUCGGGUUCGGCAUCCGUUCUUAGUCAACCUUUGGGGUACCUUUUCCGAUUCGUUCAACCUGUACAUGGUCAUGGACUUUGUUUCCGGAGGAGAGCUGUUUAAUUUACUACGGAAAUCACAGCGCUUUCCAGACCCAGUAGCCAAAUUUUUCGGUGCUGAAGUCGCAUUGGCAUUGGAUUAUCUGCAUUGCAUGGACAUUGUGUAUCGUGACUUGAAGCCGGAAAAUAUCCUUUUGGCUGCCGAUGGCCACAUUAAAAUCACCGAUUUUGGGUUCGCCAAACUUGUUCCUGAUAUCACAUGGACUCUUUGUGGUACACCCGAUUAUCUAGCACCCGAGAUUGUUCAGUCUAAAGGGUAUAACAAGUCUGUGGAUUGGUAUGCCCUAGGUGUCUUGAUCUUCGAAAUGUUGGCUGGGUACCCCCCUUUCUAUUGUGAAGAAGAGAGCCCUAUGAGAUUAUACGAAAAGAUUAUUGCUGGAAAAGUUCGAUAUCCAUCUUAUUUCAGUCCACAAGCCAAGGAUCUACUCAAAUCACUACUUACAUCUGAUCUAUCGAAACGAUUUGGAAAUUUGGCAAACGGAUCACGUGAUAUCUUUCAUCAUAUCUGGUUUGGAGAAGUAGAUUGGGAACGCCUUUAUCGGAAAGAGAUUCCAGCACCUUAUGUUCCUCGAGUGGCCAAUGAGUGGGAUAGUUCGAAUUUUGAUCAUUAUGAUGAAGCUAGUUUAGAAGAAUAUGGUAAAACUGGACCUGAUCCUUUUGGUGCACUUUUCCCGGGUUUUUGAUCUUGAUCAGAAGACCUCCUUGAAUCUGUUCAGAGCAUCAUACCUCACCAUGAAUCCUCUUUUCUGUCUUUUCUAUCUUGUUUAGAUCACUACUUCUCCAUUGCUAGCUUUUUCUUUCUUUUUUCCAAAGCUACUCUUCACGAUUUCUCAUCAUAUAUUCUCUCCUUUUAAUCAAUUUGUGGUCUACUUGAUUUUUUUGGUGAGGGGGGUUCGAAACGUUCACAACACUUUUGUAACAGCUUGGAUCAUACAGGAUUUGUUUAUUAUUACUUUCUUACUUACUAAUUUUCCUCAAUUAGCAUUCUGGAAAGGAUUUGUUGUGUGUGCGUGUGUGUGUUAAAUUUUCUUCUACCCUUAUUUCCAUUUUGUUUUAAUCUUGUUUGACUUUUGUGAUGUCAUUGUUUAAUCUUGUUCAUUUGAUUGCAUUAUCUUUUUUAUCUGUUUAUUCCAACAUGCUAUUCAUUUUUCUUUUUUUUUGCACGACAUUUUGAUGGUUCUUUUCAAAGGUCUAUUUGCUCUAGUACUUGCCAUUUUCUCUUUGCUUGUAUAAGCUUGCAAGAAUUUGGAAACAG
Molecule: messenger RNA, 2526 nt
Organism: Melampsora larici-populina 98AG31
Lineage: Eukaryota; Fungi; Basidiomycota; Pucciniomycetes; Pucciniales; Melampsoraceae
Exons: 8
Coding region: 680-1954 (424 amino acids)
Biological process (GO): peptidyl-serine phosphorylation
Cellular component (GO): nucleus; cAMP-dependent protein kinase complex
Molecular function (GO): cAMP-dependent protein kinase activity; ATP binding
Source: RefSeq, a predicted model, not a curated record